Mugil cephalus (flathead mullet) is the source of this 1182-nucleotide messenger RNA. RefSeq lists its product as uncharacterized. The coding region runs from base 23 to 1060 and encodes 345 amino acids. The record is from RefSeq and is a predicted model, not a curated record. Lineage: Eukaryota; Metazoa; Chordata; Actinopteri; Mugiliformes; Mugilidae. The transcript has 5 exons. Gene Ontology annotation, biological process: response to bacterium.
UCAACACAGCGAUUGGGACACCAUGACCCCCCACACGUUGGCUCUGUGCCUCUUUUGGCUGUACCUGGGCAGUUCAGCUCAGAAGACUGGUCACAAGUCAUCCAGAUACGUGAAUCAAAAAGGUGGUCUUUAUUCAGCUGAUGUUGGGGGCAGCGUGACUUUACGGUGUUUCUACGAAGGUGAUGCUGUGAUGUUUUACUGGUAUAAACAAACCCUGGGACAAAAGCCAACGAUCCUCUCCACCUUCUAUAAACACGAACAAAAGGGCAUCUUUCGUAACGAAUUCAGGAACAGUUCACGUUUCACGCUUGAUACGGGAAAUGGUAAAAAUCACCUAACAAUCUCUGACUUGCAUACAUCAGACUCGGCUACUUACUACUGCAUCGGUGUCUUUUUAAACGAUUUUGAAUUUGGAGAGGGCGCCAUGGUCAGUGUGAAGGGUUCAGGUUUGAACCUCCAAGCUUUAGUCCAUCAUUCAGACCCUGAGACCGUCCAGCCAGUGGUCUCCAUGACUCUGAAGUGUACAGUCCUCACUAGGAGCUGUGACGGAGAACACAGUGUCUAUUGGUUCAAAAAAGAAGAAGAAUCCCAUCCGGGACUCAUCUACACCAGUGGAGGCACAAAUGAUCAGUGUAACAGAACAACCAACAUACAAACGCACACCUGUAUCUACAACGUGCCGAUGAAUAACUCGAAUCAGCCAGACACCGACUCUUGUGCAGUUGCCUCAUGUGGACACAUAUUAUUUGGAAACAAGGAAAAGUACAAUGAAGAGCAUAAGGCUGAACCUCUUACCCUGGUGUAUUUCUUGAGUGGAGGUUUGGCAUUUAACAUCAUCCUGAUAGUUUCACUGGGACACGCAGUAUAUAAAACCAGAAAAAUCUACCAAUGUAAAGGCUCUAAAGCCACAUCUACAGCUGCCUGCAAUCCAAAUGCAGAAGGUUGCCAAGAUUCAGACAGCCUCCAUUAUGCUGCUUUAAGAGGAUACAAGGUCAAAAGACCUGCAAGGCAGAGAGACAACACCGCAAGCGAAUGCGUCUACUCCGGUGUCAAGCAGUAAAGCGGGACUUUCCAUUUUUAUCAUGUUAUUGGGUAAGAAGAAAAAAAAUGUAUCCACUGUAGACCACUGCACAUUUUCUGAACCAACGCUGUCAUAUUUCACUUAAUAAAAAUGUUAUUUCA